Aureobasidium namibiae CBS 147.97 is the source of this 1389-nucleotide messenger RNA. Its product is annotated as aminotransferase. NCBI's taxonomy places the organism in Eukaryota, Fungi, Ascomycota, Dothideomycetes, Dothideales, Saccotheciaceae. Gene Ontology annotation, molecular function: pyridoxal phosphate binding. Gene Ontology annotation, biological process: biosynthetic process. The transcript is spliced from 7 exons. The record is from RefSeq and is a predicted model, not a curated record. Bases 1 to 1389 code for a protein of 462 amino acids.
AUGAGAGCUAGUUUCUCUGCUUCUGAUGUCCCUCUGAAUUCUCCUCACGGAGCUAAGGAGAGGCGCUUCUCUUCCACCAAGGAGCCCACUGACAGCGAAUUGACUUCGUCUGUCCACCGCCACUUUCGCAAUGCUCAUGAAGGACACAAACCUCACGCUGGUCUGGAUCCUUCGCGUGCAUCUACUGGAGUCGUCUGGACUACUGAGAGAGCCUACGAGCAUGGUUUCGCCGAACACCCAGAGAAAUGGGCCAAUCUCGGUCAAGGCGCGCCAGAAGUCGAUGAUGAAAUUGAGGGCUGUUUUGAAAGGCCGCACCAUAUCGAUGUCUCCAUGUCUGGCCGUGAAUACGGCCCCACUGCCGGUAUCAAGCCGCUGAGAGAGGCCGUGGCCAAUCUCUACAACAGCCAUCACCGUGUAGGCAAGGAGAGUCAAUACACUUGGGAGAAUGUCUGCAUCGUCCCUGGAGGCCGAGCCGGUCUCAUCAGAAUUGCCGCUGUCAUAGGCAAUGCUUAUCUUGGCUUCUUCAUUCCAGAUUACACCGCCUACAACGAGAUGCUGUCUCUGUUCCGUAACUUCAGCGCAAUUCCUAUUCCUCUCUCUCAACAAGACGGAUACCAUAUGCAUCCAGACAAAAUCGCCGAGGAGAUCGCUCGUGGUACGAGUGUUAUCCUGACAUCAAAUCCUCGCAAUCCUACAGGUCAAGUCCUGACAAAUCCUGAGCUUGCCCAGAUCCAAGACAUCUGCAGAGAUCGUGCAACACUGAUCAUGGAUGAGUUCUACGGCGGAUACAACUACACUAGCGACUGCGAUGGUACUGUUGUUUCUGCUGCCGACAACAUUGAAGACGUGGACGAAGAUGAUGUUCUGAUCAUCGAUGGUCUCACAAAGCGCUUCCGUCUUCCUGGUUGGAGAGUUGCCUGGAUUGUCGGACCCAAGGAGUUCAUCAAGGCCAUCGGAUCUUGUGGUUCUUACCUCGACGGAGGUACCAACGUACCUUUCCAGGAAGCUGCUAUCCCCAUGCUCGAGCCCACUAAAGUCAAGCACGAGAUGCGCGCCUUGCAACAUCACUUCCGCGAGAAGAGAGAUUACGUCAUUGACAGGCUGACUUCGAUGGGCUUCAAGAUCCCAUUGAUUCCCAACAGCACCUUCUACCUGUGGCUGGAUCUGUCUUCAUUGCCUGAGGGCGUCAACGAUGGCCUGAACUUCUUCGAGGCUUGUCUGAAAGAGAAGGUCAUUGUUGUCCCCGGUAUCUUCUUCGACCUCAAUCCCAGCAAGAGAAGAGAUCUGUUCGACUCUCCUUGCCACAAGCACGUCAGAUUGAGCUACGGCCCCCGAAUGGACGUGUUGAAGAUGGGUCUCGAUGCUAUCGAGAGAGUUGUUAAGAAGUAA